Molecule: messenger RNA, 1662 nt
Organism: Medioppia subpectinata
Lineage: Eukaryota; Metazoa; Arthropoda; Arachnida; Sarcoptiformes; Oppiidae
Source: the annotation of a GenBank genome assembly
AUGUACGUCGGCAAUAAUAUUUAUUACAGGAAGUGGAGGCGUAUACUGAGCUAUUGGGAAAGGGUGAACAUACCGGGCCCGACACCGGUGCCACUCUAUGGCAACGUAUUAGCGCUGAGUCUAAAUCCGAGACCAUAUUUGGAGCUCAAGUGGUAUAAAAAAUAUGGCCGAAUAUACGGUGUAUACAUAUACGGAAAGCCCAGUUUGCGUGUGGCGGAGCCGGCGCUAAUCAAACAAAUCCUGGUCAAAAAUUUUACCUCGUUUAAAAACCGCGAGGCACCUAGCUGGAACGCUACCCUCAUGUCCAAAAUGCUUAUACGGGCUCCGUAUGAAGACUGGCGCCGCAUACGGGUCAUAGCGGGGCCCGCAUUCACCGGCGGGAAACUCAAACAUUUGUAUCCACUCGUUGACCAGUGCUGUCGGGAUUUGGUCAACAGACUGGACAGUCGGGUCGCCGCCAAUGGGUCGCCGGUAGCGCUGCGGCCGUUGAUUAGCGAGUAUAUAAUGAGUGCGUUGGGUCAAUGCGCGUUUAGCACCAAGGUCAACACCGAUCCCACCCACCUGUUUACUACCGAACCGGAGGGUUACGUUUCUGUGCCCCUAUGGAAUGUAUUUGUAACCAAUGUUUUGCCCGCAUGUUUAGUUGAUAACCCUGUGGCCAAUAGUCUGGCCAAAUGGUGGCACUCGGACUACUUGUAUCACAGGGUCUUCACCACCCGUCUGAUGGCUGACCGCCGGUGCGACGACGCGGACAAACGUCACGAUUUCCUACAGUUCCUAAUGAAAGGCAGUCACCGGAGCGCGAGUGCGGCCCAUCCGGACGUCACCGGCAUUACCGACGAAGAGAUCUUUGCCCAGUGUUUCUUGUUUUUCAUCGCCGGUUACGACCCGACGGCCAACACUGUGUCGCACGCGUUGCACGAGUUGGCACUCAAUCCCGAUAUUCAGGACCGGCUCCGGGAGGAGACCGCUAUAAAUGGUUACCGAGACAGGAAUUAUGAGCGACUUUCGCAACUCCCACUUCUCGACGCCGUCGUAUCGGAAACCCUACGAAAGUAUCCGCCAUUAGUUCGUGUGGAGAGGGAGGCUGUGGAGGACGUGGUGCUCACCGACGAUACCCAGGGGUUGAGUGUGAAGGUGGAGAAGGGAGUGGUAAUAGAGGUCCCGGUGUAUGCCAUACAUCACGAUCUCGAUCACUAUCCCGACCCGUUUGCCUUCAAACCCGACCGAUUUUUACCCCAAAAUCGUCAUCACAUCAAACCCUAUACAUACCUACCCUUUGGCGACGGACCCCGUAAUUGCAUUGGUAUGCGUUUUGGUCUACUGAUGACCAAAUUAGCCCUGGAUUACACAGCGAUGCUAUACGUUAACCACAAUUCGGGAAAUUCCUCUGAAAAGAGGACAUCUGGUCAGCCUACUUGCAACUGUCCAUUUUCGAUGGAGAAGUUGCACUGUAUACAAGUGCAAUGGUCCUCCAAAACCAAAGCCACGCCCCUCUCGCCGGCCAACAUCGCCGCCGCGUUUAUAUUGGCGUUAAUAGCCGUCGGAUAUAUCGAUGAGUCGAUGACCCGUAGAUUGCGGACACCCCUCACCCGUAGCCUCUCGUCCAGCACCACAUCCCUCCUCCCGGCGCCGCCCAUACGACAACUGCCGGUCGUGUGA